UCUUCUCCGCCCACACCCAACCUUCAACGUACGCGCAAAGGACCACGACACUUGUCUAAUUUUUGCUUCAAUCCGGCUCAUCGGUCGCUUCCCCUUUUUGAUUUCGACCCCUCUUUCACUCAUCGUGUAUCAUCAUGACUGGUCGUGGAGGCGGUGGUGGCCGCAAGACCUUGCUUGCGCCAAUUCAUUUCAUUUUCAAACUUCUUCAACAACGCUCUACCGUUUCUAUCUGGCUUUACGAGCAAUUGGCCUUCCGGAUAGAGGGAAAGAUUAGGGGAUUCGAUGAGUUCAUGAAUCUCGUAGUCGACGAUGCGGUAGAGGUCAGAUUGGCUACAAAAACCGAAGAAGAGAAACGGAGGCCUCUAGGUCAAAUCCUGCUGAAGGGCGAUAACGUCUCGCUCAUCCAAGCCGUACAGUGAUCAUAGAAGGAUGCAGGAAGCAUACGGAAGAAAAACAAGAAAAUUACUUUGCCAGGCUACGACGAUAUUUAUCUCUCUUUAAUCAUGUUUAUUUACGGGUUGCCGCUGGAAGACACUCUUGCACAUCAAUCAAAUACACGGAGUUCUGACACGAGAGGGAGUUGUUCUUUUGGGCUAUAAAUUAGUGGUGACGGACGAAGCACCGAUUGUCGCCAACGAUGAGGACAUCUACUGGCCAGUCAUGAUUCGCAACAGGUAUUUGUUCGGUCGCGGGGAGAGUUUGCUCCUUGAGAGAGAGGGCAACUGGUAAAGGCAUUUUUGGCGUCGUUGUCUUACUCUCAAUCUCUUUGGGGUACCUAGUCAAAAAAUGAUCAUAAUAUCCUU
Messenger RNA from Aspergillus alliaceus, 803 nucleotides. RefSeq names its product small nuclear ribonucleoprotein E. The record is from RefSeq and is a predicted model, not a curated record. Gene Ontology annotation, biological process: mRNA splicing, via spliceosome; spliceosomal snRNP assembly. NCBI's taxonomy places the organism in Eukaryota, Fungi, Ascomycota, Eurotiomycetes, Eurotiales, Aspergillaceae. The coding region runs from base 135 to 419 and encodes 94 amino acids. The transcript has 4 exons. Gene Ontology annotation, molecular function: RNA binding. Gene Ontology annotation, cellular component: precatalytic spliceosome; U4/U6 x U5 tri-snRNP complex; U5 snRNP.